AGAAACGUGCUUCAGUCGCCAGAGAGCGCUUUUCACGACAGUUACGUCUCUCCGCGCAACUCCGCGAGCCGCACUAUCGCGCACGUAUCAUCGUGUACGGCGUCACGUAACUGCGCAAUCGUGCCCGCACGUUCCUUCCCAAGCCCGCUGGGCCACGCGCGUGCCUUGACAGUCGCGUGUUUGGCGGGAAACGCGUAUUUUCGUGUUUAUUGACGCGCUCUCGCGGCCACUCCCCCCACCGCAGAGCGCGGCGUGCUGCUUCGGGCCGUGUGCAAUAGCGCAAUAGCGUUUUUCCGGACGGGAUUUUCUCGCCUGCGUAAGAAGUUUCGCGUUCUUUCGCGCGUCUCGAGUGUGCGCUCUCUCGGCAGCCUAGUGCCUGGUCGUGUGAAGAAUGUGAGACGAGUGAUCGCAGAGAAAGAGAGACGGUACUCCGAACGGACAGAAAGACAGGCCGGAAAGAGUGAGCGGGCGAGUGAGUGAGUGAAUGAGAAAGAGAGAAAGAGAGAGAGAGAGGGAUCGUCUGGCGUCACGGACAAUCUGGACGUUGGACCACAAAAUUCGCGCGGGACACGUAACACGCUCUCUCGGCCGUCGCUUGGAUAUUCACGCGCAAGUGCCGCGGCCGUGCGACGUUGCCGAGUCGGCAACGUUCUCCGCAGGCUACGCCGAAGGAAUCGUGUUGCGAGGAGAAAGAGAGAGAGAAGGAGAGCGAGCGAGCGAACCAGCAGUCGACGGUAUCGGAGAGAGAAGGAACGGGCGAGUGAGUGAGCGAGCGAGCGAGCAAGCACGCGCGCGCGCGCGAGAGAGAGAGAGAGAGAAAGCGAGUGUAUACGUGUGUACGUGUGACCGGCGCGCGUGCGUGUAUUUCUCGCGUUUUCGCGAGAGGAGCGUCCUCGCGUCGACCUUGACAGACUGUUCGCCGCGAUGCAGCGGGAUCGCGCGCGAGCUUGAGGCUGUUUCCGCGGCCGCUAUCUCGGCCCAUAGUAACCGCGGCCGCACUGUGUUGCCAAGCGUGUAACUGCUGUUAGACCAGCGUAGACCUCGUCGUCCUGUGACCGCCGCGCUCCUCCCGCCCGGGAAUCGGGGCAGCGUCGUCGCUCACUUCCACCGCAAAGAAACGUCACCGUCGGUGGACCGUCGGAGGCGGCGAGCGGAGCCGCGCGUGCUCUCUCUCUCUCUCUCUCUCUCGCCGACCAGCAUCAGCAUCAUCAUCGUCAUCGGCUGCGGCGGCGGCAGCGGCAGCAGCAGCACCAGCGGCGCGGCCAUUAUUCGAAAUUCGGUGGGUCGCGCCACGGCCCGCGACGUUGCCACGCCGUCCGUCGUCCGCGGUGCGUAGCCGCGAUUAUUUCAACGACCCGACGACGGACCCAGCAACGGGGAUUCCUAGAAGGAGUCAUCGUCAUCCCCGCAUCAGUGGCCGAUGCUGGAAGAAGUGACUUCUUAUCGCACAGCGCGAAUCACGGCUUCUCGAUAGCGCGUUGAAAGAGAAACAAAGAGAGAGAGAGAGAGAGAGAGAGAGAGAGAGUGAAACGAAGGACGAGAGAGGCGGAAAACAACAGGAAGAGAGGCAGUCCGUGUCUUUUAUCAUCUCGACGUAACCUAACCUCAUCCCUUGCCAAGGGCGGGCGUGCAGCUUUCGCGCUCCUCCGUGCCCCGUAGCCUCGCGCAGCGGCGAGGAACGACGUAGACGAAAAGGUCGAGAAAAGUCCAGAAGAAACGAGAAAGAGAGAGAGAGAGAGAGAGGGGGCAAGGGAGAAAGAGAAAUAAGAGCGAAAGCGUUCUUUGCCGUUGUGGAGCGCCGUGGCGGCGAUAGAGCGCGACGAAAUAUGAGCGCACGAGUGCUGAACCCUGCGAUGAUGACGGAAAUGAGCAGGAACCUAGGCGGAGGCGGCGGCGGCGGCGGCGGCGGUGGCGGAGGCAGCGGCGGCGGGCGACCAGUGCCGAGCAAGGCCGCGCUCGCCCGCGUCCGCCGCGAUCUCUUCGGCCCGGUGGACCACGUAGCGGCCAGGGCGCUCGCCGAGCGCGAGCUGCGGGCCCAAUCGCUGCUGGACGCUGAGCGAUGGGGCUUCGACUUCCACUUGGAGAUCCCGCGGCCGAACUCGCGCUACGAAUGGGAGCUGCUGACGGCGCAGGACGUCGUGCCCGAGCCCUACGCCCUGCGCGGCAUGCCCUACCUGAGAAAGCACGCCCCCGGCACGCCGCGUAAGUCGCGCAUCGUCGCCGACGACGCCGCGACGCCGACGGCGAUGACGACGACGACGACGACGACCGCCGCCAGCACGGCGGCAUCGCUGACGACGACGGCGACCAGCACCACCACGAUCACCACGAGGAUCGUCGAGCAGACGGAGACGACGAGCGCCGCGUCGGCGGCGACGCUUAUGGCGAUCGGCGCCGCCGAGAGGACGCCGCCGCAGGAAGCCAGGGUGCCGGAGAUCGGCGACGCCACGACGCCUGCCGAGCUCGUGGACGCGAACGCCAAGAGGAAGAGGUGCCCGAUCGAGCCGACCACCCCUGUAUUACCCCCGGCUGCCAGGAAGCAGUCCGCUAUCACAGAUUUUAUGAAGAGUCGUAAGCGCGGCCUGAAUGGGACCACGAAGAGCAUGAUAGAGCCGCCGGAGAAGAUUGCCCGCAACGCGGGCCAGAUACGCAGCUAAAAACCUUGAGCUUCCUCCUUCCUCCUCCAGCCUCGACGUCUUCUUCCAGCUCAUCUACGCACGCGUUCGCGCGACGAGAGAUAGUACCGGAAACGGGACACCGCGCCGCUGGUAGGAACGGGAACAAAGGAGGGCGCAGGGACGCUCCAGCAGGAGGCGUUAGAUCCUCGUUGGCUGUGCCAUUCACAUAGAUUUAUUCGCCGCGAGCGCGGGCGAGAAACCAACAGCGAAGCAAGUGGAUCGGACGAGAAAAGGGAGAGAAAGACCGAAGUGGAAGAAAACGGUAGUAGCGUCAUCGUCACAUCUUCGUGUCUGUAAUGUCGCUUUGUAAUAUCGCGAGGAUCGCGAGGGCAAUAGAGCAGGAGCCGCGGGACGAGGAGAAACAGUAAAAGUCGAGAUAAGGAUGCGAGAGGAAGCAGGGACGCUCAGUGGAGAAAGAGGGGAAAAAGUACGACAGUGGCUGUCGCUAUUUUUUUAUAACAUAUUAUUUUUUUCUUUCUUUCCUUAGAUUAGACAGAGUAAGUAAAUUUCUGAGAAAAAAAUUAGAUUGUAGAUAGAAUAAUAAUUUGCCCAAAUUAAUUAAUGUAAUAUAUUCUUUGUUUUCGAAACAUUCAUAUAAAAAAAAAGUUUAAACGAUGUCGUUACACAAUACUUUACGAGAGUGUGAGUGAGUGAGUGAGUGAGUGAGUGAGUGAGUGAGCGAGCGAGCGAGAAAGUGAGAAUGAAAUGGCGAGCGAGUCAGCGAGUGAGUGAUGGGAGAGAAAGAGAGAGUGAGAGAGAGAGAGAGAGAGAGAGAGAGAGAGAGAGAGAGAGAGCACAAGGAGCUACGAAAUACACGCAAGUUCAUAGGCUAUAUUCGUAGGAAUUAAUUAAUUAGGUUCUAAGGCAGAGUAUAUCGCGCGUAUCGAUUGGAUCCAACUGAACGAAUCGCUUGGACUGGUCCGGAAAUCUUUGGGAUUCGCGAGCGUGUUGCGUUCAGCUUUCCCCGCGGCUACUCAGCGACGAGUCAUCUUCCUUGCUGGAGUAUCCGCGGAAGCUGGUGCCCCGUCGGGAAUAGAUUUUCGCAGUACGUAUCGCGCUAGUUUCGACGUUCAAUCCUUGAAACACGCGCGAUAUGGCAAAUUAGUAAAUUCCCCCACGAAGCUCGCUCGAAAUUUUAUCAAAGUCGCGUUCUCGCGAAAUGUUGUAACGCUUUAAUAUCCGAAAUUCGCGGAUGAUUGGAACGAUCGGAUGUAGUUAGGCGAGAAUAUUGCGCAAGGGAUUCGCGAUUCCGCGGCCAGGAAACGACCAGUCUCAAGAAAGAGAAGAGAGAGAGAGAGAGAGAGAGAGAAAUGGGAUUUAGCUAUAGUUUGUUACCCGAGUUUAAGCAUUGAUCUCCUGUACGAUUUUAAGAAAGUACAGCCGAUGCCAAAUCACCCCGCGAUUUUUUCUUUUCACCCGUGAAAAAAGAACAAGGAAAUCCGACUCCUUUCUUCUUUCCCCUCUUCUUCAUCCUACGUCGCGUUUAUUUCUGACAAGUGGCAGCGCGAGAGGCACGUAAAUUUGCAACUUUCGUGCGGACAAAAGUUUGGCUUUCUUCUUUUUACGAUCUACUUACGUUACCAGCUAAGAGAUCCAACGUCUUACGAAAAUAUUCGGUGUCCUCACAUAGCUGUCGUUUCAAUCGGAUUACUGCUUUUCACCACGCGAUAUUCCAUCAAAAGUUUACUUCUGUCUGUGUUUCUUAUAUUUUUUCUCCGUAAACUCUAAGUGCGAUGUAGCUAAAUGUAUAACGAUUUGCGUGAAAAUUUAUAGUCAGAAUUUAUUAUUAAAUUUAUAGAAAAUAUAUAAUAAAUUUAUCAUAGAUUGAACGUCAAAUUAACGGAGAAACUUCAUCCUCUCCAAAAUAUCGGUAGAGACUACAUUGUAGAGAUAAUGAAAGUAUUUGCAAAUAUAUCGAUGCUAAUUUCCAACGAAAAUGCCAAGUCAUCCCGCAAAUGACGUUAACCUUUUGUUAGUCACAACAAUAUGUAUACUACCUCAAGGAACGAGUUUUUUUUUUUUUCUACGAUGAUGUGUAAUUCUCCGUUUUUUCUUUUCCGAAUGGGAGACACGCGGAAAAUCGCAAAAUUUAAAAAUCAAACGCCUAACGAAAGGUUAAUGCAUUUGCAAGUUUUUUAUUUCCGUGACUAAUGCGGAGAGGAAGAUUGUCAUCAACAGGUUUUGUUGAGAUCGGACGAAUUAAGCAUUCAACGACGUAGAGAGACACAUCCCCAGUGCGAAUCGCGAGAGCCAACGUUUACUUCGUUCGUUGCCAACGAAUUGUUACACAGAGCGUAAUAUUAGCGUACUACCGUAAUUGUAUAUUCUUAAUUGAGCUUUAUAAUAGAUAGCUGUUUACACACACAAUAUUUCGCGAUGCCCCAUUUGCCAACAUCCCGUUGAGAAGCGGUAUAUUCUCGUAAGUCCUACCUUAUCUUCCAUCAAUCUGCCCCAACAUCCUCCCGCCCGCCAUUUUCUGUUUUUGAGAUUGUAACUUAAAAAUACGAUUGGUGGUCACAGGCUAUUUUCUUUUUAAGGUUUGUUUAUAUGUGCUACACAUCGAGCACGACAGACGGACGUAGUGAGAGAAGCGUUGUAAGAUGCAAAUGAUCGACUAAGCCUGAAGUUACGGACGCAUCAAUCGUAAUUUUCCUUCGCGCGAAACGAAGAUAAAAAAUCCGGACAUUCACGAAACUCGCGAUGCGCGAUCGGUUCGGCAGAUUUUAAAGGAACGAUUUGACUUCGCGAUUGGCGCGAAGCGCGCUUGGCAUAUUUUUGGCGCCUUUAAGAUUUAGUCAGUGCAACAUUUCAUCCAUCGGAAGAAAGCGAACCGAUUUAACCUGGCAAUUCGAUACCGUAAGACACAUUUAAAUUGCAUGAGAUAGUCAUACUUCUUCAUCGCUAAUUGCUUGCAGAAAUCAAAAUUAUCUUGGACGAAUGGAUGGGUCUAAAUUGAACUAAAACAAACCGGUAGAGAGAAUGUUUCGAUGUCUCCUGUGCACCACUUUGCCGGAAACGAAAUCGCAAAAAAAAAGAUAACCUUGGUGAAUCUUGGUGAAUCUCUCAAGAUCUGAAAAAGAAGUCGCAAUGUUUAGUGCCUGCCGCGGGGAAACUAACAAAAGAAAAAAAAAAUUAGCAAAAAGAGAAAAAUCUUACGUCUAUGUAACCCUGUGAUGUAUUAGUAUGAUCUCAGUAAACAUAACUUAGCGUGUACUUUUUAUCUAUGAUAUAUGUAAUUAGAUCAUAUAUAUGUAUAUGCGAUAGCAAGAAUUAUAAAAAUCACAAAUCAUGGAUAAAAAUUGAUGAUUUAUAUAUGUAUGUAUGUAUGUAUGUAUGUAUGUGUAUGCGUGAAUGGACGAGCGACCUACGUGCGAAUCUUGUAAAAUAAAGGACAAGAUGAAGAGAGAAGAGGGGAGAGAGAGAGAGAGAGAGAGAGAGAGAGAGAGAGAGAGAGAGAGAGCGCAGAGAAAGAGCGAAAAGAAGAGAGAGAAUACCCAGUGAAUCAUGCCUGCCUCUCAAUCGGUACCCAGCGACAUAAAAUUACAUACGUGUGUAA
Harpegnathos saltator (Jerdon's jumping ant) is the source of this 6234-nucleotide messenger RNA. It is a transcript of the gene dap, whose product is annotated as cyclin-dependent kinase inhibitor dacapo. The transcript has 2 exons. Gene Ontology annotation, biological process: regulation of cell cycle. NCBI's taxonomy places the organism in Eukaryota, Metazoa, Arthropoda, Insecta, Hymenoptera, Formicidae. Gene Ontology annotation, molecular function: cyclin-dependent protein serine/threonine kinase inhibitor activity. Gene Ontology annotation, cellular component: nucleus. The record is from RefSeq and is a predicted model, not a curated record. Bases 1827 to 2657 code for a protein of 276 amino acids.